AUGCCCGAAGUGCGUCGAGGAAGCACCUCCCAACUCAAAUCAGACUCGGUUCUCUCCUCCACCGACGCCACUCCCACUUCCAUUCCCGCUCCUGCUCCCACCGCAGUCCGAUUCUCGACGCAGUCUCUGAACCGACCCGCAAUCGCCGUCCGCUUCGACGAAGGCGUUGAACCGCCGCCGCGACGAAAUACCAUCGGCCCCGAUCACGUCGAACAGCCCCGUCAGAGCCUCUCCUACUCACAACGGCCCCAAGCCGAAGCAUACUACGACUCGCGAGCCGGCACCCGUGAAGAAUACAGGCGCCGUGGCAAGACCCUGCAGGAAUACUACGACAGUAACCCGCAGCUACUCCCCCAGUUGCCCUUCACUUGGCAUCAUGGCCGGAAACGCUGGAGGCUCUUCAUCUUCGCAUUUCUCGUCUUCGUCGAUGCCUCUGCCAUCCCGAUUGCCCUCUACUAUGGCAUGCACUAUGCUGGCGAUGUCCAGGGCUGGAUCAUCUUCGCCAUCGUCACCACCAUCUGGGGAGGACCGACUUAUCUCGAGUUUGCGAUCCGCACACUACGCCUAAUUAAGAAGGAGAGGUUUUAUCGGCCAUUGGGGAGCACUAGCCGCUGGUGCUUUGACACCUUGAACUGGGCGUCGGUACUCACCAUCACAGUCGUCACAGCACUGUUCGUCGUGGGCAGUGCUCCUCAUAUCGUCUGGCUGAGGGUCCUCUGCAUGCCUGCGCCAGCUAUUCUCUACUGCCUUGGGGGUGUCCUCGCCUUAAUUACCCUGUACAGCCGUAUGGGUUGGCGCGCUCCGUUCCGAAUCAGUUCGACCGAUAAGGGAGAGAAGGUAUUGCCAGGCGUGUACUACUUCAUCGAAGACACCGUGGCAGUCAAUGCCGGUGCAGGUCGGCCCUACCGCGAAGCCCUCGCAGCUCGAUACCACGCAAGCCCACGCUUCCGACGGAUGCUCUACGUUCAGUCUCUCUUUUGGUCGAUUCCGUCCAUAUUACUCGCAGUCCCCCUCACGGUCAUUGCUGUCAUCCCUCAAGUUCCUGCCACGGUGGCUUACGGUAUAUGCUGGGCUGUUCCAUUUCUGUGGGCGAUCCUGUGGGGAGUCAUUAGCAUAAAAUGGUGUAAGAGAGACAUGAUUCGGGAAAGGUUAGAGUGGGAGGCGGCCGAAAAGGUCCCUACGGAUAGCGUCGCGGCGUCAGUAACGGCAUAG
This is a messenger RNA of Ilyonectria robusta, 1212 nucleotides long. RefSeq lists its product as uncharacterized. The coding region runs from base 1 to 1212 and encodes 403 amino acids. Lineage: Eukaryota; Fungi; Ascomycota; Sordariomycetes; Hypocreales; Nectriaceae. The record is from RefSeq and is a predicted model, not a curated record. The transcript is spliced from 2 exons.